Messenger RNA from Porites lobata, 10197 nucleotides. NCBI's taxonomy places the organism in Eukaryota, Metazoa, Cnidaria, Anthozoa, Scleractinia, Poritidae. The record is from the annotation of a GenBank genome assembly.
AUGGCGGCGCCGGAGUCGAGAGCCAGGAAAGUUUUUAUUCAUCCUGUGGUGCUUUUUUCUAUCGUAGAUGGCUAUGAACGGCGUUCAGAAGAUGCUAAAAGAGUGAUAGGAACUCUUCUUGGAUCAGUGGAUAAGACGUCGGUAGAAAUUCGAAGUUCUUUCGGCGUCCCACACAAUGAGUCGGAAGACGAGGUGAUAAAAGUUUUUUUUUUUUUUGGCAAAGAUGUUUAACAAGCUUCUUUUAUAAUUAGAGUCUCAAAUUCGGUAAAAUCCAGUGAAAACAAAGGUAAUAAGGGCAAAAUUUUUUACUGCAGGCACCAUGCUUAUAAUCUAAGGAAAAGACAACACACAAGUAUUGAUUAGAAAACCAACGAUUUGUCUCAUAUAAUUGUUGUAUGUACAUGUGGUGCCUUAAUCGAAUUGUUGUGCGUUGCUUUUGUUUGUAGAUCCAUGCAUUACCGAAAAUCCUUGGCCCUUUGAAAAUUGAACUUUAUUUGAUGGCCAAUAAUAAUUGACAAAGUUGCAAUAUUCACAUUUUUGCAACCCGGUUUAAACACAAGGGUUAUUUGGACACCCUGUUUUUAAUUGAUUCCCCAUGUUUGUCAAUAAAUUAUACGUCACUGAUAAGUUGUCACAGGGAUACAAACUUCUUUAUAUCUGAAAACUGGAGGUAAAUCAAUCCACCCCACUCCCGAUACUUGCACAUAGUUAUCCCAAUGCAAGAUAGUUCAUGAGCUGUUUGAACAGAUGACAAUUUUCUUAAUGGAUAGCUCAGGCUGUACAAUUGGAUACCCAUUUUGCUCAAAACUGCUGAUAAACGCCUUAAGAAUAGCUAUCUGUUUAAAAAUUGCAAACCGUUAGGAAUGUUUUCACAUGAAAGAUCACAUGAAUUGUUAUUAUUUCUGCUUAUUAUUAUUGUUGUUGUGGACAAUGAUGUUACCAAAGAGCCAGUUCUUACACUGUUUUAGUGACCAAAAAUUCUUUGCAAAUGCCAAAGGAUCGAAAGCAUUUUCCAUCCAACUGUAAAUGGUGAAUUUGGCAAUUUCUUAAAGUGGUUAUUCAGCUUUAUUUAUGUCUUGAGAUGCUGAGGGUUGACUGGGAAGAGAAGCUUGAUCAAAGAGAAGAAAGAGAUUGGACCAAAUGAUUGCAAUCUCAAAUUUUGACUCCUUUAUGUCCAGUUACUGCAACUGGCAGCUGGAUCAGCUACAAGAAGGUGCAACAGGAGAAACUGACAUUUAUUUUGCAAGCUGUUACACAGUACACGUUUAACCAUCUGGCAAGAUAGCAAGAGCCACGAAGAAGAUAAUGUAGCUGAUAGUAGCAGACAGUACUUUCAUCUGGGCUUAUGGUUAACGAGAAAAAUAAAGAGGACACAUACUGUUGUCCUCUCACCUGUGCAACAUUACUUUAAGAUGAUACUGUGUAACUUGUUAUUUCAUGUUUUUGUUAUUUCUGCAGGUAAGUGUACAGUGUACCUCUUAGGUAAACUAAUUUUUGUUGUUGCCUUUUUUCAGGUUGCCAUUGAAUUAGAAUAUGCGAAGAGUAUGUUCGAUCUUCAUAAGAAGUCACAUCCAAAUGAUGAAAUAGUGGGCUGGUAAGGAACUGCUACUAGGCCUUUUGCAAUACUUGGUCAUGUGAUCAACUUUCUGUUAACAUGAAAACAUUUCUGUUUGGAAAAUUAAUCAUAUUAGGAGGGACUGAAAGAGCAUGUGAAAUUAGGUAACCUUUAAAUUUUUAGCAGUAUAAUUAUCUCAAAAGUAAUGAUUGUAACGGCCUUCAUAAUUUAAAAGGAUUUGUAUGGGGAAAACAACUCUUGCCACACACUCAUGGCUGAGUGGUUUUCAAUGCAAAUCCUUGUGAAUUUACUCCCUUAUGCAUUAGUUUGUAGGGCUAAAAUUGUCCGUGAUCAACAAAAAAAAUUGAGCCUGAUAAUGCUUAAGGGAAGAUUUUACAACAGUAUGAAAUUUUCAGAAUUUCAUUUGUGAUUUCGAUUAAUAGACCUUAAAUUGCAACUGUUUGCAAAGAAAUCACGUGAUUUGUCUCAUACAAGUAAUUAUUGAACUUUUCUUGAUGCAUGCCUUGAUAAUGUGGCAUACAUGUACAUGUAAUUCCCCCUUUUUUGCACCACACUAAAAGCUCUGACUUUAUGGAAGUCUGACAUACGCUGUAAAUUUUGGUUUUACAUGUACCUGGUGUUAUAGCUGUGUUUGACAUAAUGCAGAUAGGAGUGAGUUGUUGCAGUGUAUCAACAGUCUCUGAUUGAUUGAACAGAUCUUAGGGCACAUUUCUGGCAUUGCCACUAUUGAGUCAGGAUUGAGAUUUAGAUCAGUUAAACAUCAUCCAACUCUCUGGAAGUCUCUAGAGAGUCACUCAAGAGAAAUAGCAAGUUUUCGCUCUUUUAAAAGGAUAUUGAAAAGUCAACUUUCUAAGUAAAUAGUUUUAGACUUUGAAUUUUAUUAUCAUUAUUGUUAUGAUUUUGACAUGAAAAAGUCAGCUCUUUAAAGUAAAUUGUUCUUAGGCCUUGAAGUUUAUUGUAAAUACCUCACGUAGUUUUAUUUUCCAAAACUCACCACUUUUUCAAGUAGUAAAAAUCGUAUUGUGUGUGUGCCUGAGUCUGAAUCCAUGUGAUUGGUACUAGGAAUGGGUAAUGUUUCAGUGUGAUGAUGUGAGGUAUGUCACAUUAGUUGAACUUCAGCUCAUUUUCAUGGCAAUUGGUGAACUUGCAUCUCGUUAGAGACACUUAGAAAUUGAGCAAAGUAAUAUCAAGAGGAGGCCUGUCAAAUGGAACGACUCAUACAAGUCGUGCAACCGGUGAAAUCUUGCAUCUCAUUAGUGACACUUAGAAAUUGAGAGCACAAGUCAUACAACUGGUAAAAUUAGCGUGUAAACAAGAACGUGUACAAGUUGAAAUUUUAGCACUGAAUUUGCAAUAUACUACAUGUAAGUUCAAACGUGCACUUAAAUCCAAAACAAGCUCAUAUAGUAGUUAUCUUGACUUUUAAGUACUGAUGACUGUAUCUUUCAGUAUUGUGGCAUUGAAUUUUGGGUGUAUCGUCUCAAGUGUCAGUUUGGUCACAUCGUCAUGAUUGUGAUCACGUGUAACAAAUUUAAACUUAAUAAGAAGAGGAGUCAUUAUCGGGGAAUAAAAUCAUUGCUCGCUUUCUUGGGUGUUCUUCCUGUAGAAGUGUACAAGCUACAAGUGUAUCUAAAUUAGUAGGAAUCCCAGUUAGUUUGGCUGCAAUAUAUUCCUUUUCAAUGGCUCAUUUUUGAGGUUACAUAUUUAUUUUAAAAUUUUUUUCACUAGUUUUGUUAGCGCACAAUUUCCAUUUACAUCAUAAACUGGAAAACUAAAACAUUAUGUACAGUCAGAAUGUGAAACAAGCUUUUUUAAAGUUGGCUGAGUUAGAGUUUAUUUCGCAGUGUUAGUUGUGGGUGAGGACAAAACAUGGACCAGGGGUCCAUGGACCCCCUCUUUGGACCAGUCCAUGGACCCCCUGUCAUGGACCAGGUCCAUGGACAGUUUUUUUUUUGGUCAGUGUAAAACGCAGACUGCAGACUGCAGACUGCGGACCAGGGGUAAAAUGCAGACUGUGGGUAAAAUGCAGACUGCAGACUAAGAGUAAAACGCAGGCUGGGGUAAAAUGCAGACCGAGCAUAAACUGUAGUCGUGGAAGGGUUUAAGGGCAAAAAAAUCCCGCAAAUACAUGUAACUGAACACUUACUUUACGACAUCUGCUUUCACAAAUCCAUUCCUUUCUUCUCUGGAACAUUGUCAAACGACCCGAAAACAAUCGCAAUCUUGAACCUUUUUUCCGUCCGAGAGACUUCACCCUUAGAAAAACAAGCUGGAGUUAAGAAUUCAUUGCUUUUAGAGCAAUCAUGACUGAGUCACAUCGCAAUUCUCCAUAGUUGAUGUAGCUUCAGUUUGUGCCACUUCUUCGUCUUGAAGAUCUGGAUCUGUAAAUCACUAUCCGUGAGAAUUUAUAAUCGUCCUGCUAAAAGCCCUAAGGAACUGGGCCCAGCAUGACAAAACGUUGCAGGAAAAAGUGACAUUCAUGGACAAAAAGAAAGUGGUUUAGAAUUAUUCAGAUCCAGGAUGCAGUUUGGAGAAAUUAAACAACCUAAAACCCUUUUGAUCAGCCGCAAUGAACAGCUUUACUUUUUAAAAGAGGUAGAAAAUCAAUAUGCGUGUCACGACCUCACGGUAUGAAAUAAGCAGCAAAAAUUCACAUUUGCUCAGUCAAAAGGUUUUCCUCCGAAGCAUAAUCUACCCAUCAGAGAAAACAGUUCAUUGGAACAAGCAGCAUUUUGCCAUGAGGUACCGACCCCCCCUCUUUUUUUACACUAUGUAAGCACAAUAAAAACAAUACUGAUCAAUCGAGCAUUGUUUGUUGUUAACCUUAUUUUUGCACUAUUUCUGUUUUUGUUCAUUUCACAUUAUUAAAAAAACUGUCUGUGGACCCGGUCCAUGACAGGGGGUCCAUGGACCCGGCCCAUGAAAGUGGUCUAUGGACCCGGUCCAAAGUGGGGGUCCGUGGACCCCUGGUCCAUGUUUUGUCCUCACCCGUUAGUUGUUAGUUACAGAGUGAUGAAAACCUUAAGAAUAUCAGAAAUACUUCUGGAACUGAAGUCUCAGGUAAAGGUAAACCAUUAGAUUAUGGUUCAUGGGUCUUUUUGUUCGACAGAUGUAUAGAUGACUUGUAUUAGCAGCUGUGAAGACUGCUUUGAAUUCAGAUCUUGCAAGUGCGCAAUAUAAUAGUCUGUUUUUUUGCUUAGAGCUCACUUCAGUGAGUUAUAAAUAAAGCCGCUAAUUCAUUUCCUUAUGGCGUUAUUAUAAAUUUGUAUGUGUUUUUGUUCAUAUGCUAACUGACUUUUUGUGUGAACAUAUAUGUUGUAGUUAAUUUUUCAUCUCACGUAAUUUUUGUUUUUCUUUUGUUUUUGGGUACAGUGUAUAUGAAGUUUAAACAAAAGAAAAGGGAAAAUUACCUGAGAUAAAAAAUUAACUUCAACAUAUAAUUAUUUUUGAGCCAUUUUGCAGCAUUAUACACCGAAUGUUUGUUACAUAAGAUACUAACAAGGAAUAUUCAUGGUGUAUGUGUUCUUAUUCACGUGCUAACUAGACGUUUUUGUGUGACAAAUAUUUUGAGCCCUAAAAUUGUAGUUUGAUGCAUCAAAUGUUUGUUGUGUAGUGUGCUUAUAGAACAAGGAAUAUUCAUGGUCUAUGCAUUCUUGUUCACGUGCUAACUAGAACUUUUUGUGAUUGUAAUAUUUUUAACCAUUUUGUAGUUUCAUGCAUGAUUCAGAUGUUUGUCGUUUAGUGUGCUUAUCGAACAAGGAAUAUUCAUGGUUUACAAGUAUGCGUUCCCAUUCAUGCGCGCCAAUUUCACCAGUUGUGCAACUCGUACCACUCGAAAGGCCCCCUUUUGACAACUCUGCUCUCAAUUUCAAAGUGCCGCUAAUGAGAUGCUAUUUUACCAGUUGCACCACUUGUACGAGUCAUACACUUGACAGGACCCCCCUGAUGACACUUUGCUCAAUAAUUCUAAGUGUCUCUAAUGAGAUGCUAUUUUACCAGUUGCACCAUUCAUACACUGUACGAUUUGAACCACUUGACAGGACCCUCCUCACGACAACUUCGCUCACAAAUUCUAAGUGUCUCUAAUGAGAUGCUAUUUCACCAGUUGUACUUGUACGACUCAUGCAAGUCAAACCACUUGACAGGACAACCUCUCUACAGUUGUCUAAUGAGAUGCAACCAUGUAAUAUACUUCACUUUACUCCACUCAAACAUAUCACAUUCGCCACUUGAACCAACUGCACAGAUUUGUACAACUAGAGUCCUGAUUUUACGACUUGAACAAAUGGUGAGUAUUGGACAUGUGUGCUAUAGUCACUCUUCAACCCUAGCAUUCAACCCUAUCAACUAAUUUUCUGAAAAUUAUAAUUAUCGUUGGAAUAAAUCAGUAAUUACUGAUAAAAUUAUAUUAUGUUUCUAAGGUAUGCUACUGGAUCAGAUGUCACCGAGCAUUCUUUACUUAUCCAUGAGUACUAUUCACGAGAAACAAGUAACCCUGUUCAUGUUACAGUAGACACAACACUAAAAGGUUCACGAAUGGGAGUCCGAGCUUACCAGAGGUAAUUCCAUCUCAGUGAUAACAAAAAAUUAUGUUGAAUCUAGUUGGAACUGUCACAGAGCUUGAAGAAAGGCCCUUUGCAGUUGCCUGGUGCAAGAACAAUCAUGUAGAGUACACGUAUCCUGCAAUGCAGCUGCUUAAUUUGCUUUGUUCAUGUAGUUAGUGCAAGCAACUUUUGAGAGCUUUCAAUUUUUUCUCUAGUCGUGACCUGCUCUUUCUGUUGCCUGAAGUUGAAAUGGAAAAAAAUUAGAAAUUCCCAAUAUUCAUACUGCUUUUAUUGGUAACUGUCAUUUGAAUGGCCACAUCACAGAAUUUAUCCACAGACUUUUAAAGUUACAAUGUAGCCACUCACAUUAGAGUAUAAUAAUUAGUUGGUUUUGAGAUGGCUUGUAAAGUCUUAACAUACUUAUUUUGUACUUAACUUACAUAGCUCUAAAAUGGGAGUUCCAGGAAAGACAGAAGGAACUAUCUUUUCACCCAUUCCUUGUGAUGUCAUUCUCAGUGGCCCAGAGAGAGUAGGAGGUGAGAUCAUACAAUUCACUGCAGUGGAAGUGAAUGGGAAAGGAUUAACUAGAAAAAUGCUUGUUUGCAUUGUUGACUUUUUAUCAGCCAUUGAUAACCAAUUUUUUUUUUAUUUUCAUUUCAAAAGUGCCAAAUCAAUGGAGAAUUUUACAUUGAUACACAUUAUACAUUGAUAUGGCAUUGUGUUAAAAGCGCAAAUUUUGUUUCGUUAUUAAAGUAAGCGAGACCAUUGUACAAAAUGAGAUUACCAGGAAGUGACUAAUCCUCAUCCUAAGAGGUAUAGUGUUGUUUGAUCUAUCUACCUAACUCCAGUAAAUUAGUUCUUACAUGGUAUCUCAAAGAACCAAAGACUUAAAAAACUUUUCUGUUUGAAGUUGCCUGCAUAGCAGUAAUAAUAAUUUGCAUUUUAUUUUAACCAAGCAGGAGAGAUGUUCACCCGUUCACUCACACACUUCCUGCACUUCCUCCUGCUUGGCUAAAAGGAAACGGAAACAACUGCAGAUCAUUAUAUGUUUCUGGGAAACUGCCCACCUACCGCUCCCCUAAGCCAACAUUAACACUCAAUUCUCACGUAGGGCAAAAUGUUGGCUUAGGGGAGGGGUAGGUGGGCAGUUUCCCAGAAAGGUAUAAUGAUCCACAACUGCUAUGACCGGGCUGUGUUUGUAACACUCUAACUAUUAAGUUCAAGUAGUCUGAUGUAACUGUAACAUAAUUUUUCUUGCUUUUGUAUCACAGUAAACUGGCUCCAGAAAACAAAGAACACAGCAAAACAGAGUAUAAGUCCUCUGUCAGAUGUGCAGCAUGUGAGCAGGUCAGUUUUUUCUCCCUUUAUGCACCAUGCAAGUUUUAAAUGAAAAAAAAAAAAAGAAAGAAAGGAAGAAAGAAAAGAAAAGGGUGAUCCACUAGAUUAGCCUUUGCUCCUUGGAUGAUCCCAACUCACUCCUUAUCUAGAGGCUACAGUUUUAUUCUUUACUUGUGUAAAUGAAUUGUCUUUUUUUCAAUCUGUGUCACAUGUACAUACGUGUCCAUGUAAACCGAGUUGAGUGAAAUAAAUCUUCUUGUCUUCUUGUCUGGUACAAUGUAGUUUCCUAGUUAGUAUCUUUGCAUGGUACAAAAUAUACAAAAGUUGCUUUUGUGUGGAUUGCACCACAAGUAAUGAUAACGUUGGACUGUACAUCCAAAGUGAACAGACAGACAAUCUGAGUCUGAAUUUAUAAGUGUGUGUGACAUCACACCACUCUAGGCAAUCUCCUAAUUAUAUGAUGGCUGGUUCAGUAUUAUUGGUUCAUUUGAUCUUGAGACGUUUUGCCGUAAAUACUACUGUUGAUCCCAAAUUAUGCUACACUGUAAGCCAGAUAGGUACUGAAAAAUAAUUACUUGAUAUCUUCAGUUUUACAUGGUCUCUUGUAGUUUGUUGUUCAGCCGUUUGACCUCAUCUGUUCAAAAAUUUUCUUUGUCUUUUCGGCCGUUCCGUUACGAACGGCUUGGCCGUCCGUUUCUCAUCCGUUUCCUUGUUUUUCAUUCAGUAGUUCGAACGGAUAUCGAAAGAAACGUUUCGUGUAAGAGGUCACAAUUUAUACCCUGACAGUACAGUCAAAUUGCUCCUUAUGGACACUCUCCUCAGCCGACAGCUCUACUUAUAUGUACCGCCGUCUUUUCAAAAUCUCCUUUGAACUCCCGCUUACAAAAACUAUCCCUGUUAGGGGCUAGCUCCACCUGUGCAUUUGUGGACACUUUUCUGGCACCCUAAGCUUCAACUGUUGUUUGAAUUGUGUUCCUGCUCUGCUUGUUUAAGGUAUUUGUUUUCUGUUACAGUGCAAGUGAAAGACUGUUGGAAAUGCUUGAUGCCGUCGUUUCAUAUGUUGACGAUGUUCUGGUGGGUUUCCCAAAAUCAGUACUAUAAAUAAGUUACCCUGUUGAUCACGCAGUUUUUGUCUCUUUUUUGUUUACUAUUGUUGUGGUUGUGGUUGUUUUUGUUUGUUUUUGUUUUUUAAGGGGAUAGUGUACUUUGUCAGCGUUGUAACGUCACUUGAUUAUAGCGAAGUUCUAAAUGUAAUUUUCAGUCUCGGUUGAAAUCCCACAUCUGUGCUUGAAAGCACUCAAAUGAGAGCUACUAAGCAGUACUUCCCAGUGAUCAUACUGCCUAUUAUGCUGUGCAAGGUGGAUGUAAUUUUUGAGUUAGAACAAAAUCUUAGAGUGCGACCAUUCAAAUGAAAGCUAUUGAGCAGUACUUUCCUGUGGUACGGUUUAUUAUGCUGUACAAGGUGUUUCCAACAUUUGAGUCUGUUGGUGAUAUCUUAAAGUGUGACCAUUCAAGUGAAAUCUAAUGAGCGAGAAAGCUACUGAAUAGUUCUUUUCCGUGGAACUGCUUCUCAUCACCGGUAACCCGCCAGUUACGAAAGGUAUUAAACAUAAAGGUAACAAAAAUAAUAGUCUGGUAAUCUGCCCACCCACCCUAUUGUCAACCCAACAUUUUGCCCAAAGUGAGAAGUUGGUGGCAACGUUAGAUUACAGAGGGAGGGGUAGGUGAGCAGAUUCCUAAAAUCUUACAUUUCUCUGUCUCUUUCCUCAGGCAGGAAAAGUCCCGGGAGACAACAGCGUUGGUAGAGAGCUUAUGGAUCUCGUUACCCAAGUUCCUCGCAUGUCUAAGGAAGAGUUUGAAUCCAUUCUCAACAGCAAUAUGCAGGUACGUUUGUAGAGGCAUACUUUGUAUACUAUACAUAAUAAAGCAAGCCUUUCACAGCAAAAAACAAAAAUGAUUUAAGAAAAAUGGUUCGGAAUUUCUUAUGUUGAAAAACUCGAAGGGAAAUUUCGUAUCUCCGCGCGGCCAUGUAUAUGUAACUGUAUGUUUACUAUGGGUGUAAGCCCCGUGAUAAGCUGGCGCUCUCGCUCCUUUUGGGAUAAAAGAAAAGGAACAACCAACAAACAAGGAAACAAGAAAAUAAGAAAAGUAGUCUGAACUUAGACGUGGGGCCGCUUAGGUGGGCCACUUAUGGUUACUCUGCGUACUAUGUACAUGUAGUUCUUGAUAAAAAAAAAAUUGAAAAGAAAAAAGCUGCUUUUUUUAUGAACUAGCAACGGGCCGUUUCUGAGAUUGCAGUGCGGUACCGAUUCUUGUCUCGAACAUCGCGGAAAUCGAGUGUCCAUUGUCAACAUAAUGUACUUACAUGUAUAGCGCACAGUAGCUACCUUUGGGGACAUGGUUUGACAUCCACGCUUAGAAUGUAAGUUUCUGAUAUGUAGUAUUUUAGUAGUGGACCUUUGCUGGGAACUCCGGAUUUCAGGUCCCUCUUCUUAAUACAUCGGCCACGUUACUAAAUUUAUUCUUUCAAAAACUCCUUUUUUAGGAUCUGCUGAUGAUCGUGUAUUUAUCUGGCCUGUGCAAGACGCAAAUUGCUCUUGGAGAAAAGCUUGCCACUGUGUUAUAGUUAAAUAAAUUUUAGAGCAACCAAUAAAUUAUAGAGAACUUCCUCCUGCCUUUGUAACUUUUCAUUAGACUCAAAGGCCACAAAGGUAACUUUUAGGCGGGGAGAAACGACAC